CCAAGGAGGGGACGCGCACGCGUGGGGGGAAUCCGGAGCGUAUCGCCUCGCCCGCACUGGGAGAAGCGGCGAUCAGAGGCGGAUUCGAUUCGGGGGGCGGCGACCCACCCUCCCGUAUCGCCCGCCCGCCCUCCCGUCCCGCCACCCAAAUCCACGCAUCGCGUAUCCACCAUUUGGUUAGCAAGCAAGCAAGCUGCGUUCUCAACUAGAACUCUAGUCGUCGUUGCAGUCUCCGAGAUUCGACCGCAGGGGCAGAGUUGUUGUUAGUUGGUGACAAGGCAACCGCGAGAAUCGUCGUCAUCAGCUGGAUUGGAUUGGAUCCGAUGAUUCCAUUUCCUGGCAGUCCCUUCCCUGGCAGUUGGUAGCGAGAUAUCUGCAGAUUGGCGCUGCUGCAGCAAGUGCACCAGAACAUACUGUGAGUUGCGCAAACAGAACACUGUUAUCCCUAGCUAACAAUACAUAGUAUACUCUAUCGGGAGUUGGGAUUGCAAGCAAGUGGUUUACAGCGGCAGCAGAUCUUAAUCCGUUUUUUUACUAACGACGACUUGCGGCAGCGAACUGGGAGGCCAAACCUGAAGAGAAAAGAUACUCACUCACCAGAUCGCCAAAACGAUCCGUCCGUAUCUUUCAGCUGGUCAGCACAGCAAGCGAACAAACCAAGAACCAACUCAUAGAGCCAGAUACGAUAGCAGCAGUAGGAAAAGGGAGAGGGAACAAGAGGAAAUGGUGGACCCUUUGACGAAGGGCGGGCCUGCUCAUGAUGCUCUUUUGCCUCUGCUUGGUGCCCGGGUGCUCUCCCUCUCUUCUAUUCUAUUCUAUUCAAUUCUUCUGUGGAGAUGGAGUCAAUUCCUGGCAAGAUUUGGAGCAAAUCCGCACCGGAUCUUGCUUUUCCAUGCGCUGGGAUUUUCUUAGUCAUCACACCCCUUUCCUCCCUCCCUUCACUUUCCAUCAUAUCUCCUGGAAUCCUUUCAUGUGCCUGUAUAUAUAUAUACCAACUCAACCACACCCACACCCACACCCACACCCUUCAAAAGGCAGGCAAAGCCUCUCAUGCCAAGCACGCGGACCUCCCUGCUUUUAGUCUCCUCUGCAACUCCUCCUCUCUGCAGCUGCUCCUAGCAUCCUCCUCCUUCCUAGUCACUAGUCAGGAGCAAAGAACACGAGCAGGAGAACACAGCAGGGAGUCCAGAUCAGCUCUCUUGUUUCUUCCAUGGCGGUGGCCACAGAGACCCCGUUCCAUGUCCUGGCCGUGGAUGACAGCCUCCCGGACAGGAAGCUCAUCGAGAGGCUCCUCAAGACCUCUUCCUUCCAAGUAACCACUGUCGAUUCCGGGAGCAAGGCUCUGGAGUUCCUGGGGAUCCAUGGCGAGGACAGCAGCCCACCAGUUUCCGUUCACGAAGAUCAGCUGGAGGUUGCGGUGAAUCUGAUCAUCACAGACUACUGCAUGCCUGGCAUGACAGGAUAUGAUCUGCUCAAGAAGAUCAAGCAGGAAUCAACAUCUCUAAGAGACAUCCCAGUGGUGAUCAUGUCGUCCGAGAACAUUCCUUCAAGGAUCAAUAGAUGCCUGGAGGAAGGAGCGGAUGAGUUUUUCCUAAAACCAGUGCGGCUAUCAGACAUGAGCAAGCUGAAGCCCCACAUACUGAAAAGCAGAUGCAAGGAGCACUACCAACAGGAGCAGCACCAGCAAAGCGACAGCAGCAGCAACGAAUGCAGUAACACCACGAACAGCAGCAGCAGCAGCGAAAACAGCAACAGCCGCAAGAGAAAGGCAGAAGACAACGAAGAAGUUUUGCCCCAGACAAAUAGAUCAAGGCACAGUUAGCUGCAAACUGAUUAUAGGAGAAUUAACCCCCUUUUCUCCCUUGCCUUUUUGUUUUACUUAGAUUUUGGCCUACUGAUUUGUAACACAGGCGUUAACCAUCAUUUGCAAAAUAUUAUGAACUUCUUCAAUAGAAUCAAGUGAUUCUGCAA
Messenger RNA from Panicum hallii, 1971 nucleotides. Its product is annotated as two-component response regulator ORR9-like. The coding region runs from base 1211 to 1822 and encodes 203 amino acids. Gene Ontology annotation, biological process: phosphorelay signal transduction system; cytokinin-activated signaling pathway. The record is from RefSeq and is a predicted model, not a curated record. The transcript is spliced from 4 exons. NCBI's taxonomy places the organism in Eukaryota, Viridiplantae, Streptophyta, Magnoliopsida, Poales, Poaceae.